AUGGGUGAACCUCACCCGGGGGAAAUCACCUUCGUGAUCAUGUAUCUCCCCUGCCAGGAUACCCCUAUUGUUUCUGAAAACGCUGACCAGGACCCACACUUCCAACAAAAAUUCCUCUACCUCUGUAAUAGCAGCAUUAACAGCAGCAGCGGCGGCGGUGGCAGCAAAGCAGCAGCCACAUCAGCAGACCUGCUUCUGUGCUGUUGCUUCUUGCCUCUGACUUGUAAACAAGACCUAAGAGAACAUGCAAAUGGAAAGUCACAAACCUUUGGGUGUUUGAAAGGAUCCUUGGGACCUCAUGAACAUCUGUGGAAACUGGAUGGAGAUAUUUGGGGAAGAAUGGACUCCUUAGCUCGCUUAAUUCUCUAUGGAGUCAGUUUGCUCCUUUCUGGUUCAGUUGAUGGUGCCAUGGACCUGAUCCUGAUCAAUUCCCUACCUCUUGUGUCUGAUGCUGAAACUUCCCUCACCUGCAUUGCUCCUGAAUGGCAUCCCCCUGAGCCUCUCACCAUAGGAAGAGAUUUUGAAGCCUUAAUGAACCAACACCAUGAUCCACUGGAAGUAACUCAAGAUACGACCAGAGAAUGGGCUAAAAAAGUUGUUUGGAAGAGAGAAAAGGCUAGUGAAAUCAACGGUGCUUACUUCUGUGAAGGGCGAGUACGAGGAGAGACAAUAAGGAUAAGGACCAUGAAGAUGCGCCAACAAGCUUCCUUUUUACCAGCUACUUUGACUAUGACUGUGGACAGGGGAGAUAAUGUGAACAUAUCUUUCAAAAAGAUCUUGAUGAAAGAAGAAGAUGCAGUGAUUUACAAGAAUGGUUCCUUCAUUCAUUCAGUGCCCCGGCAUGAAGUCCCUAACAUUUUAGAAGUGCAUCUGCCUCAGGCUGCAACCGCCACCCAAGAUGCUGGGGUGUACUCAGCCAGGUACAUAGGAGGAAACCUCUUCACCUCAGCCUUCACCAGGCUUGAUUCUAGGAGAUGUGAAGCUCAGAAGUGGGGACCUGACUGCAACCGUAUCUGUACUGUUUGUCAGAACAAUGGCAUCUGCCAUGAAGAUACCGGAGAAUGCAUCUGCCCUCCUGGGUUUAUGGGGAAAACAUGUGAGAUGGCUUGUAAACCACACACAUUUGGCAGAACUUGUAAAGAAAGGUGUAGUGGACCUGAGGGAUGCAAGUCCCGCGUAUUCUGUCUCCAAGACCCCUAUGGGUGUUCUUGUGCCACAGGCUGGAAAGGUCUGCAAUGCAAUGAAGCUUGCAAGUAUGGUCACUAUGGUCCAAAUUGUAAACUGAAGUGCAGGUGCACCAAUGGGGAGACAUGUGAUCGAUUCCAAGGAUGCCUCUGCAAUUCAUAUAACUAUGGGGUGCAUUGUGAGAAAAAAGGUAUACCAAGGGUUAAUCCAAGGAUAGAAAGAUUGCCAGAUGACAUAGAAGUAAACAGUGGUAAAUUUAAUCCCAUCUGCACAGCAAUUAGUUGGCCACUACCUGAAAAAGAAGAUUUUACCCUGGUAAAGCCAGAAGGGACAGUUCUCCAUCCAGACGAAUUUAACCAAUCAGGUCUUGAGUCAAUGGCCGAAUUUACAGUGGACCGAAUCCUCCCUCCUGACUCUGGAGUCUGGUUCUGCAGUGUGAACACAGUGGCAGGGAUGGUGGAAAAACCUUUCAACGUUUCAGUUAAAGUUCUUCCAAAGCCUCUGCAUGCCCCAAAUGUGAUCAACAUUGGACAUAACUUUGCUGUUAUCAACAUCAGCUCUGAGCCUUUCUUUGGAGAUGGACCGAUAGAAUCCAAGAAACUUCUGUACAAACCUAUAAAUCAUUAUGAGGCAUGGCGAGAUAUUCAAGUGACAAAUGAGAUUGUUACCCUCAGCUAUUUGGAACCUCGGACAGAAUAUGAACUCUGCGUGCAGCUGGUGCGGCCUGGAGAGGGCGGGGAAGGCCAUCCUGGACCCGUGCGAAGGUUCACAACAGCUUCUAUCGGUCUCCCUCCUCCAAGAGGUCUCAUUCUUCUACCCAAAAGUAUGACUGCUCUAAAUUUGACCUGGCAACCAAUAUGGAAAAACUCAGAUGAUGACUUUUACGUUGAAGUAGAAAGGUGGUCUGUGCAAAGGAAUAAUGAUAAGCAGAGCAUAAAAGUGCCAGGCAACUUGACUUCGGCGCUAAUUAAUAAUUUACAGCCCAGGGAGCAGUACGUGGUUAGAGCCAGAGUCAACACCAGGGCCCAGGGGGAAUGGAGCGAAGAUCUCACUGCUUGGACCCUUAGUAAUGUUAUUCCUCCUCAACCAGAAAACAUUAAGAUUUUCAACAUCACAGAUUCCUCAGCUAUGGUCUCUUGGAAAAUCAUGGAUGGUUUUUCUAUUUUUUCUAUUAUCAUCCGCUACAAAGCUCAGGGCAACAAUGAAGAUCAGCACAUUGAUGUGAAAAUCAAGAACACUACCAUUACCCAAUAUCAACUCAAAGGCCUAGAGCCUGAAACAGCUUACGUGGUGGAUAUUUUUGCAGAGAACAACGUAGGGCCAAGUAAUCUGACCUUUUCUCAUGAACUGAUGACUCUCCCUAAAUUUCAAGCACUUGGGAACCUUGAAGGUGGGAAGAUGUUGCUCGUAGCCAUCCUCGGAUCUGCAGGAAUGACCUGUCUGACGGUGCUGUUGGCCUUUUUGAUCAUGUUGCAGCUGAAGAGGGCAAAUGUCCAAGGGAGAAUGGCUCAAGCCUUUCAAAAUAGGGAAGAACCAGCUGUGCAGUUCAACUCAGGAGCUCUGGCCCUGAACAGGAAGGCCAAAAACAACCCAGAUCCUACAAUUUAUCCAGUGCUUGAUUGGAAUGACAUCAAAUUUCAAGAUGUGAUUGGAGAGGGAAAUUUUGGCCAGGUUCUUAAGGCACGCAUCAAGAAGGAUGGGUUACGGAUGGAUGCUGCCAUCAAAAGGAUGAAAGAAUAUGCCUCCAAAGAUGACCACAGAGACUUCGCGGGAGAACUGGAAGUUCUGUGUAAACUGGGACAUCACCCAAAUAUCAUCAAUCUCCUGGGAGCCUGUGAACACCGUGGCUAUUUGUACCUGGCCAUUGAGUAUGCCCCCCAUGGCAACCUCCUGGACUUUCUGCGCAAGAGCCGUGUGUUGGAGACCGAUCCAGCUUUUGCCAUCGCCAACAGCACCGCCUCCACUCUGUCCUCCCAGCAACUGCUCCAUUUUGCAGCAGAUGUGGCCCGUGGCAUGGACUACUUGAGCCAAAAACAGUUUAUUCACAGGGAUCUGGCUGCCAGAAAUAUUUUAGUCGGUGAAAACUAUGUGGCCAAAAUAGCAGAUUUUGGAUUGUCCCGAGGUCAAGAAGUAUAUGUGAAAAAAACAAUGGGUCGGCUCCCAGUGCGCUGGAUGGCAAUUGAGUCACUGAAUUACAGUGUCUAUACAACCAACAGUGAUGUAUGGUCUUAUGGAGUGUUACUAUGGGAGAUCGUCAGCUUAGGUGGCACCCCUUACUGUGGCAUGACAUGUGCAGAGCUCUAUGAGAAGCUACCCCAGGGAUACAGACUGGAGAAACCCCUAAACUGCGAUGAUGAAGUGUAUGAUUUAAUGAGACAAUGCUGGCGGGAGAAGCCAUAUGAAAGACCCUCAUUUGCCCAAAUAUUGGUGUCCUUAAAUAGAAUGUUAGAAGAACGAAAGACCUACGUGAAUACCACCCUCUAUGAGAAGUUUACCUACGCAGGAAUUGACUGCUCUGCUGAAGAAGCAGCUUAGCACAAUUCAUCUUCUUCUAUGUGCUAUUUCCUCUUAACCAGCAGAGAGACCCUUCAUCCAUGGAAGCCAAGUAAAUAAGCAAGAUUCUUCCAGGAUAUAUGGCAUAGACUUGUAAAUAUAUCAUUUCUGUAUGUCGGGGACCUUCACCA
Suncus etruscus (white-toothed pygmy shrew) is the source of this 3869-nucleotide messenger RNA. It is a transcript of the gene TEK, whose product is annotated as TEK receptor tyrosine kinase. Lineage: Eukaryota; Metazoa; Chordata; Mammalia; Eulipotyphla; Soricidae. The record is from RefSeq and is a predicted model, not a curated record. Gene Ontology annotation, biological process: protein phosphorylation; cell surface receptor protein tyrosine kinase signaling pathway; positive regulation of kinase activity. Gene Ontology annotation, cellular component: signaling receptor complex; plasma membrane. Gene Ontology annotation, molecular function: protein binding; transmembrane receptor protein tyrosine kinase activity; ATP binding.